AGAGAGAGAGGGAGAGCGAGCGAGAGAGGUUUGGAGAGAACAGUGCAGUUUUGCUGCAGUAAAACCCUGACUUUGUGCAUCUCCCUCUCUGUUAUUGUAGUAAAGAGCUGGUUGAUUUACUUGCUUUUAAAGUAUUCAUUCCAUUUUGCUCUCUUUCUGUUCCUAUCCCAUCUCCGUUUGCCCCCCCUUACCUUUCUCCUCCUCUCCUCCUACACCCCAUCCCCCCAUCCCAUGCUCUCCAAAUCCGCAUUAAGGAAUCACAAUUCACUGAGAACGACUCUGGAGUCCAGCAUCACUUUUCUCUUUUCUACCACACCACCUCCUUUCAGCUGAUCCCUUCUUCAUUUCACAAGCACUUUCUCCUUUUUUUUCUAUUUAAUCGCACUUUUCGGCAGCUAGAAACUCUACUCUUUAGUCACUUUCCUUUCUUUCUAUUCAGGCAUUUCUGGUGAAAGUUAGUCAACUCUCACAGAAAUGCACUUAAACAGCUUGAGCAAGAGGGAUCUAGAAAAGAAAGUCAAGAAAGAGGAUGGAAAUAAUUAAGAUGUCACGCGUGGGCGGUGGGAGGACUCACGCGAGUUCGGUAGGUGAUUGUGACGUGGCGCGCGCGCGCGAAGGGAACGGAGAUCGCGCGUGGAACUCAUCCAAAAAAAGAGCGACGUUCACAGACUAUAAUAAUGUGAAAUAUUUGUGUGUACAAAUGACUGAGGCCAGUAGUCAUGGUUCUAUGAAAAUGCGUCUAUUUUAUUCUACUUUUAUAUUUAAUACUAAUAAAUAAAAACAUUUAAUCGACUUAAAAUGUGUCAAAGCUUGUUUUCUCCUGCCCGUUCACUAAUAAAUGAGCUGUGACUCUCCAUACCUGCUGAUGUUCAUGGACACAGCACUGCUGUCAGCUGAGAGAUGAACAGGUGAGAUGACGUCUGCCACACUAAAGUCUUCAGCUGGACAGAGAAAUAUUGUGAACCACAUGAAUAAUAGUAACAUUAAGACAUUAUUACUGCAAUAUUGUUCUGUAAAGCUGCUUUGAACCAAUGUCCAGAAAACUAUAAAUACAUUUUCUCAGCUCAAAUGUUGAGGUAAAAGGAACAAUUUCAAAUUGAUCUACAGUAUGUUGAAUAUUUUUCAAACAUGUUUAUUUGAAUACUUACAGCUGAUACUGUUAAAAAUAGUAUCUUGUAAUGUUGUAUCUUGUUGUAAAUAGUUGUAAUGUUGUAAAUAGUAGCCUAUCUUGUUAAUGACAUUAAUCUCCUGACAUCUCGAGAGUCAAAGACACAUUUCCAUUGUGUAGAUCCUGCAGUGUAAGACUCGCUCGACCCUCAUAGCUCUCUAUCAUCUGUCCAUCCAUAUAAUGGCAGAGCAGAUCCUCCUUAUUCCACCACCACGAGGCAAACAAGAGACAACUGUGAAGAGAGAGAGAAGAAUAAUUAAUAAAGAAAAAAAAAAAUCCUGUCAGACAUGUCAUAGCCUAAUAGAGUUUUACGUACAGUGAGACUCAGCCGAAGCAUUAGAGUUAUAGAUAUGUUUUGACUUGCCUUGCUUAGUUUCAGCUGUUUUUAAUAUUCCUGCACACCUGAGACACCGAUGGAAAAUCCCAUGUAAACCACCAUUUAAUUAUUUUAAAUUUAACAUAAUAUGAUUACUACCAUAAUUCUUAUACAUAAAUCAUUAUUAUAUUUACUGUAAUUUUAGAAAUAAAUAAAUAAAAGUUAGCCUAACUUGUACAAAUCGUACAAAUGCCUGAAACUAUAUUUGGCAUGUUACUGCCCCCUACUGACAGAACAGACAACAGGCAAACUCUGCUUUAGAUAUGAUAAAAACAAAAAAAACGACAACAGAUACACGAAAUACGUAUAUAUGUAUUUUGUAAAUAAUAAUAAGACCCACAUACAUACAUAAACGCUGCCGUUUGCUAGCUUUAAUGAUAGAGUGACGUUAAAUAUAAUAAAUAAAUAUACACAUUAUAUUUCUGAACGAGCUCCAGAGUUAUGUAUAACUUUUUAUCAAAACAAAAAAGGUAUUUUAAACAUUUUAUUGUCUGUGUGGUUAUUAUAUGUAGAUAUAGCUAAUUAAAAAUAAAUAAAUAAAUGCAAUUCUGUAAACAGCAACAAUCGUUUUCCCAGCCUGCAUACUAGUCAGGUGAGAUUUUUUAGUUGGAAAUAGUCUACGUUAAUCACGUCAGCUGAUCAGGUGACAUUUCUUACGCUCUUUGACGUAAAAUAAUAAUAUGGAUAGUUUAAAGUAUAUGCCCACCCGUUUAGAGUGUGUUAUAGAUAAAUAAUAGAAUAAGAAGAAGACAUUGUAAAUUGUAUAUAAUCUAGAUUUAUAUUUUAUUCAGUUUUCCUGAAUCUCACCAUAAUUUAUGUCCAACUUUCAACAGGAAUCCAGUGCAUUCGACGUUGUCUCGCUCGUCACCGAGAUACUAGUUGGUGCAGACUGUAAAACAGGCCCUCCUACCCCUACUACUCUAGACGGCGCGCGGUUCCUGUUGCUAAGCAACCGCGGUCCAAGCAUUAGCUUGCUAGUAAGUUACUCGGCAAGAGCAGCGAGAGUGUUCGUGAAGAAUGAGUGCCGGCCGGACUGUCGAGGGCGCGGGGUGUGUGACCUGGUGGGGAUUCGGACCAGCACGAGACCUCCUGAACUCAGAGAGCAUGGUGAAGUCAGAUGGAGAGCUGAAUGUUCUGCUGGUGGGCAGUGGAGAUCCCAGACACAUCCUGAAGACCAUCACUGGACUGACACACUCUGAUACACUACAUGUUUGGGUGAUUGAGAACAGUAUGGAGGUUGUUGCCAGACAAUUAUUACUACUAUAUUUAUCACUUCAGACCCCUGAGAACAUGAGUCUACACAAAAAGACUGAAGUGUUUCUGGAGGUGUUUGGGAAUUCCGAGAUUCGCAAAGAGACGGAAGAGACUUUAAAACACGCCGCGGCUCAACUCUCUCUCUCCAUCACAAACACUCUGUCCUCUAACUCGCACGCCCAUCCUUGCCUUGAUACGAGCCUUCUGAAGUUUAAGGAGAGAGAUGAGUUGGUCCGGAUCUUUAAACUGUGGGAACGGCCACCGUCAGUGCCAGCGAGUGUGCGUAAGGUCUGGGACGCCCGUGUUCGGCAGCACCUGGGGACUCGCUACGACUCACGUCAGGGGUGUUUCGACUGGGAUCUCAGCAUGAAACUGCACCAGAGAGGCUGUGGCGUCAUUAGCAAACAUCAGUAUGUGAAAUGGCGGGAAAGUGGCGUGGCCUUUGAAAUGAGGGAGGGGCUUUACCAAACAGCCAAUCAGAGUCUGCUUUCCACACGAGUGUUCAAUCAUAGAGGAGAUCAGGUCGCUGUCAGAGGAUAUUGGGGGGACAUCGUCUCCAGUCCAUAUCUGUCGUUCGGCAUAGAGACCGAGAACAAAGACCUGUUGAAGAAACACAACAAUCAACAUGUAAAGACGGCUCAGGAUAUUUCAGAAGUCAACGUUUUGGCGUUGUUUGAAUGUCUUGCCACUAGAGGGAGCUCUUUACUGAAUGAAGAUGUGCCAAAUCCUCCAAGUUCCUGCGGUCAAUCCACAGACAGUCUCAUAACAGAAGAGAUCAUACAGAACGAUCCACCUUCCUCACAAACUCAUUCAGAACCGACACAAGCACUUGAUUUGCUGAACGUGAGCGGUGUGAAAGUGUCAUUUCUGUCUCCAGACUCUCUCAACAAACUUCCCCUCAAAAACAAAUACAGGAAGUUGUUCAACAGCAUCUUCUGUUCAGCCAGUAUGGUUCAUCAGCUCGAUUCUUCUCUGAGAGAGAUCGCAGCGCCUGAUGCUGCUCUGCUAAUAGAGUUAGCAAACUUCCUGUUGGAUCUUUCAAAGGAGCAAGUGUCAGGUUUUGCUGCCAGAGUGAAGGAGAUCGCUGAAGAAUCAGGAUUCACUGCAACACACGACCAGAGCAGCGACACAUAUGCAGUUUUCACGCGGAAAAAUGACUGAAGGACAUUUUCAGUUUCAGAUACACACUUUACAAAUAUACACUGCACUACAUCAGCCGUACGCAGAGGCAAUUUCAGACUAGAAACUGAAAUUUGUCUUAAUGGGAGAUCUGAUUAAGCAAGACUUCAUAACUUUAACAAACAUUUAAAUAUGAAUAUAUAUAAUUAUAUAGUUUCUAGCUGCUUGAAUUUAGAUGGACUAAUGAUUUUAAGCAUUAUAUACAUGCAUGAAUGUUAUCAUGAAGUGUUGCCUAAAUUAGCUUUAAACGAAUAAACGACCAAGAAAAUGCA
Pimephales promelas (fathead minnow) is the source of this 4249-nucleotide messenger RNA. The record is from RefSeq and is a predicted model, not a curated record. NCBI's taxonomy places the organism in Eukaryota, Metazoa, Chordata, Actinopteri, Cypriniformes, Leuciscidae.